This is a messenger RNA of Camellia sinensis, 897 nucleotides long. The record is from RefSeq and is a predicted model, not a curated record. Lineage: Eukaryota; Viridiplantae; Streptophyta; Magnoliopsida; Ericales; Theaceae.
AUGUCUCUAUGGAGCCGAGAUGAGGCACUGAUGUGCAAAGUCUUCCCAUCCAGCUUGGGAGAGACCAGACUUCGAUGGUUCGAUCGACUCCCCGCUGGAUCGAUUCGUAGCUGGAAGCAACUCUCCGAAGAGUUCUUAGCCAGGUUCGUCUCCAACACUAAGAUUCUGAAAAAGCAGGAUACACUGUUCGGCCUUCGAAAGGAGCAGGAGGAAACGCUACGCAAUUACGCUAGGAGGUACUGGGAAGAAUACAACGACCUGGAGGAAAAUGUAUGUAGCGAACAGACGGUCGUCUUGUCUUUCAAACAUGGCCUGCACCUAGAAAGUAAGUCGAGACAAUCACUUACCAAGCGCCCGGCCACAGCGUUAAAAGACUUGCGUGCCAGGAUUGAGCAAUACGCUUGCCUCGAAGACGAUCAGAUCCCCAUUGAGGUAGUGUCAGCAGAACAGACAGCUCAGCACAAGAAAAGAACAGAUCAAGGAGAACACAGAGGGAUCGCAGUGAAUGAAGUGGAUAAGUCCAAAUCCCACAAAGCCGUUGUGAUUGUGUUCAAAGAACCAAUUUAUCAAAUCCUGGAAAAGAUCAAGAGAGAGCCCUUCUUUGUUUGGCCGCCGAAAAUGUUGGGAGAUCCAACUCGGCGCAAUCAGAAGCUCAGAUGCACUUACCAUCAAGACAGGGGGCACAUGACUCAGAACUGCAGAGCACUGAAACAACACUUGGAAGACUUAGUAGCAGCAGGGCACCUUCGGGAUUACAUUGAUCAGGAUAAAGAAGUGACCGAACCAGGGAACCCACUACCAGAACCAAAUAUUGAGCAUCCACCUCGGCUGAUAAUAAAUGUGAUACACGGGACAGCGACUCAGGAGCCUGAGAAGACACUGAGAGGAGAUUGCUAA